AUGCAGCCGCACCUUCCAAUACAGCUACCUUGUUACGACUUCACUCCAGUCACUAAGCUGGUCGAGAUGGCAAAUAGUAAAUACGAGUAUGUCAAGUCGUAUGAAGUCGAAGAUGAGGUUUUUCUGCCCAAUUUCAUUGUUGUUCAAAUCAACGGCCGUGGUUUUAAGAGGUUUUCUCAAGUUCAUGAGUUUGAGAAGCCAAAUGACGAAGUAGCUUUGAAUUUGAUGAACUCAUGCGCUAUUUGUGUGUCAGAGGAGUUUCCUGAUGUUGUGUUUUUGUACGGAUUCAGUGACGAGUACAGCUUUGUUUUCAAGAAGACAUCCAAGUUCUACCAGAGACGUGCCAGCAAAGUAGAGUCCAUUAUUGCAUCUUUCUUCACAUCGGUAUAUGUGAUGAAAUGGAGAGAAUUCUUUCCUCAUAAGGAGUUAAGAUACUCCCCUUCAUUUCAUGCACAGGUUAUAAGCUGUGCUUCAAUAGAAGUCCUUCAAUCAUAUCUUCUAUGGAGACAAACUAAUUGUCAUACAAAUAACCUACAUAAGACUUGCCAAUGGGAGCUAAUUAAAUGUGGAAAGACCGAAAGUGAAGCAUUGGAGUUACUAAGGGGCACUAGUAAGGAAGAAAAAAAUGAUCUUCUUUUCAGAAAUUUUGAGAUUAACUACCAGAAAUUGAAUCCGAUGUUCCGACAAGGAUCCUGCAUUUUGAAAACUGAGGUGAUUGACAUUGUAAAGCACAGAGAAAAUGGCUCUCCUGUCAGGAGACUUAGAAAAAAGUCUAGCAUAGUCCAUUCAAAGAAUAUAGCUGGAAAAUGUUUUUGGAACAAUCACACUGGUCUUCUGAAGGAGCUCGGUAGCUUUACAAAUGACAUUGGAAAAGUUGAACCAGAUUAUGUUAGGUUUUCAGAUGUUCAUGAAUUUGUGAAGCCGAAUGAUAAGCAAGCCCUCAACCUUAUGAAUGCAUGUGCAGUGGCUGUUGUAAAAGAGUUUCCAGACAUAGUUUUCUCCUAUGGAGUCAGUGAUGAAUACAGCUUUGUUCUGAAGAAGGAUUCUCAUUUCUAUCAAAGGCAAGCAAGUGAGAUAGUAUCUGCCAUUGUGUCAUUAUUCACUUCCAUAUACAUAACGAAAUGGAAAGAUUUCUUCCAUCAAAAAGAGUUAAAGUACCCUCCUUAUUUUGAUGGACGUGCUGUGUGCUAUCCAUCAGUUGAAAUUCUUCGAGACUAUCUAGCCUGGAGACAAGUUGAUUGCCAUAUCAACAAUCAAUACAAUACUUGUUUCUGGGAGCUUGUUAAGUCUGGAAAAAGCAAAAGUGAAGCUCAGAAUUUUCUAAAGGGUACUCAGACUGGAGACAAAGAGAAAUUGCUGAAGCAAUUUGGUAUUGACUACCACAAAUUACCAGCCAUGUUUCGCCAAGGUUCCUCCAUUUUCUGGGACAAGGAAGACGUCACAAUGAUGCAGGAGAAAGAAAAACCUGGUGGAAAUUCUUUGAAAAGAGUUAUUGUAGAACAUUGUAAUAUAAUUGAGCCAAGCUUUUGGGCUGCGCAUCCAACAAUUCUUUAUAGGUAA
This is a messenger RNA of Prunus armeniaca (apricot), 1560 nucleotides long. Lineage: Eukaryota; Viridiplantae; Streptophyta; Magnoliopsida; Rosales; Rosaceae. The record is from the annotation of a GenBank genome assembly.